Molecule: messenger RNA, 1193 nt
Organism: Penicillium brasilianum
Lineage: Eukaryota; Fungi; Ascomycota; Eurotiomycetes; Eurotiales; Aspergillaceae
Source: the annotation of a GenBank genome assembly
AGAUACUUCAACCCAGCAGCGACCAUCACAUUUUAACAUUCACCACUCUCUCUUCAAAUUCUAGCCCAGGGUUCAUGACUAGCAAGGAUGGGUUGUCUUCAUCCGUUGUGGAGACCGUAGCUGGAUUCACAGCAGGGGUCGCCUCGACACUCUGUGUACACCCGCUUGACCUAGUGAAGACCCGCCUUCAAGUCGACCGAUCAUCCCCCUCCCGUCUUGGCAGCUCUUUACGGAUCAUCCGGGAAAUUUCCACGCACGAGGGCGGUCUCCGUGCCUUCUAUCGUGGUCUAGCUCCUAAUUUGAUUGGAAACUCAACGAGCUGGGCUCUGUAUUUUCUCUGCUAUGGAAGUCUCAAGGACGCCAUCCGCAUUUACCGAGGACAGGAAGAAUGGAUGCUCACAUCUGCUGAUUAUUUUCUUGCCUCUAGCGCAGCAGGAGCCUUGACAUCCAUUCUUACGAACCCUAUCUGGGUCAUAAAAACCCGGAUGCUCGCAAGUGGUGCCCAAUCCCCAGGGGCUUACCCUUCAUUCAUGUCUGGUGUGAGGCAAAUUUACCGCACUGAAGGCAUGCGUGGCUUUUACCGUGGACUGAUUCCCUCAUUAUUCGGUGUCAGCCACGGCGCUUUCCAAUUUAUGGCCUACGAAAGGCUGAAGGUCUUCCGUUCCCAGGCGCUACAUAGAGAAUCCUUAAUGGGGCAGCCUGAUGCCACGGUGAAAAAAACCCUUGGAAACCUGGAUUUCCUGGUUCUCUCCGGUCUGUCCAAGGUUUUUGCCGGGUGUGUGACUUACCCCUAUCAAGUCAUCAGAUCACGACUACAGACCUACGAAGCCCAUAUCUUAUACCGUGGGGUUCUGGAUGCGAUUGGUCAGAUUUGGGCAAAAGAAGGUAUUGCAGGGUUCUACAAGGGACUCGGCCCGAAUUUGCUUCGAGUGCUGCCGAGUACCUGGGUCACAUUUCUUGUUUACGAGAACACAAAGCUCUUCAUGCCCAAGCUUGCAGAGCAGGUGUAGUUCCAAUCCAGAUGCCAUGCAUGCCUUGGUCUUUAAUUAGAUGUGGCUACCUCCGUAUUCUAUGGUGAUAACGCAAUACGUAUUAAAAAUGGUAGACUGCUGUAGACUUCUGGCACGUGAGGUUAACCCGUUCGACUCCUUCGUUCUCUGGUCGGCUCACGUCAACACAAGAGUCAUCUUUUG